CAGAACCUUCGCCUCCCUGAGUCGCUGAAGAUUGCUGUCCCCUGCCUGCUGCAGAGAAUCACAACCAAGCUGCAGAGGAUGCUGGUGCUCUGUGACUUCCCCAAGAGCCUGUAUGAGAAGUUUGUUGCUUUCUUCCAGUACAUCUCACUCCCAUGCCACUGCUUUGGCUUCUCCAACAGCCUGAACGUGGUGCCCUGGGACCACGUCUCCCUGACCACGGUGCUGAGAGGCCAGAACCUCACCGGGCAGAGGACACAGAAGGGGAGGAAAACCUUCCUGUGGGAGGCCCUGCCUGUGAUAGAGGCUCGAGUGGAGAGGCUGCUGGGCAGGAAGAGCUACAAGGAGGUCGUUCGCUACCUGCGGGCGGUGAAGUGCAGCGACACCAACGGGCUGCGAGAGCUCCGAGACAAGAUCCCUUUCUACCUGUGCAAGGCUGGGGACUUCCUGGAUGCUGCCCACUCCCUGCUCUUCCCUGUCAGCAGCCUGGCCUGCUGCACUGCCUGCAGGAUCACUCACUACCACUUUGAGAUCUACCUGAAGAUCUUCAGGACAGGCAGUGUCCCUGCUGGGAAUGACAUCCUGGACUGCCCUCCCCUGAAGGAUGGAGUUCUACUGAAGCAGGCUCUGAAGCUGCUCUACAGCAGUGCCUUGCUCUACAGGAAUCCCAAAUGCUGGAGCUCCCUCAUCAUGGUGCUGGGCAGCAGCAGUCUGCUGGAGAACAAUGGGCACCUGCAGCCCCUGUCCCUGAAGGAGCCCCCCCUCGACUUCCAGGAGGCUGUGCUGGCUGUCAGUGGUGGCCUGCUGGAGGAGCUGAAAGCCAGAGUCAGUGUUUCCUUCUGCCCUGCAAUUUUCUCCUCUCCUCUGCACCAUGAGGCUUGUCUGAUCCUUGCAGUGCAAGCAGUCCAGCAGAUGCUGCUCUCUGACCUGCCUUACUUGACUUCCUUCCUGGAGAUAGCUCUGGCCUUUGGGAACAACUUCUGGGCCCUGAGGCUGCUGCUGAACCACCUCUGCUGUGAUGAGCACAUCCUGCAUGGCACUGUCACCCUGCUUGUGAGAGACCUGAGCCUUCAGAAGGCCCCAAUGCUAAAGCUGUGGCAAAACCUGGGUCCCCAGUAUGUGGGUGAGUUCCUCUGCCUGUUCCUGACCUGCAGGCAUAAGAAGAUGCAAUCCAUUGGCCUCUGUGCCCUCAACAUCAUCACAGAGAACCUCCAGGGCCUGAGGAACCUGCCCCUUGGCAGCACAGCUCACCAGGAGGUCUCCAAGUUCAUGAACAUCUUUGAGCAGCAGUAG
This is a messenger RNA of Dryobates pubescens (Downy woodpecker), 1290 nucleotides long. RefSeq lists its product as uncharacterized. The record is from RefSeq and is a predicted model, not a curated record. The coding region runs from base 79 to 1290 and encodes 403 amino acids. Lineage: Eukaryota; Metazoa; Chordata; Aves; Piciformes; Picidae. The transcript is spliced from 12 exons.